AUGAUGUCCCACAUGUCCAGUCUGCAAAUGGAACCUUCCUUUACAGAUGAUAUGGAUGCCUGGAUUCUUGGGAGUGGUAUUGCCUCGCUCACAGCGGCGGUACACCUAAUCAAAGAGGCUAAAAUCCCACCCUCACGAAUUCACAUAAUUGAAACGCUAGAGAAAGCUGGCGGAGGGUCAGCGAGCACGGGAGAUCCGGUCAAUGGGUACGACUAUCGUGCCGGCGCAAUGCCGGCUUUCAAUAACAUUUACGUGGAGAAACUCCUCUCCAUUGUGCCUUCAAAGUCAGAUCCGAAGAAGACAACGCUGGACGAUAUUUGCGAGUUUAGACGCUCAAGGCCACCCCAUAAAAGCCCGAAUACGCGAAUCCUCUCACGAAAGACCUCCGGAUUGGCACGGAUUAGCCCGAAUCAAAUGGGAGUAGGAUUGAGAGACCGCAUAGCUUUGUAUAUGCUAUCCUCAAAGACAGAGAAGGGCCUAGGACGAUCUCGCAUUCAAGAUCACUUCCACUCGAGCUUUUUCCGAAGCAGUCAUUGGUUAACACUGGCUACUACUUUCGGUUUCGAACCCAGACAUAGCGCCGCUGAGUUCCGUCGAUAUGUACAUUGGUUCAAAAACGGCAAGCACGAAUUGAACCACCUACGCCCGCUCGACAACGGGCAAUAUAACCGCCACGAAUCUAUCAUAGUACCUGUCGCAAAUUUUCUUCAAUCCCGCGGAGUCGACUUCCGCUUCGGUACCACCGUUACUGAUGUUAUCCUUGAACCCGAAACCCACCGGCGUGUUUCCUCUAUUCACGCAGUCGAAGGCAACAGCCCGGAGAUAACCAUCGAUGUCGGACCCAACGAUAUUGUGAUUGUGUCCUUGGGUUCAGUGAUAUCAGGGGCAACAAGCGGAACAAAUACCACACCACCGUCGCUCGAAACCAUGCGUCCCGACGAAGAGUUGGAUGAAAAUUGGCUAUUGUGGCUGGAGUUAUCGACAAAAGAUCCAAAGUUUGGAAAUGCAUACAACUUCUGCACACGGAUGUGUGAAUCUAGGCAGGAAUCAUUCACCGUGACACUCAAGAGCCCAGAGUUCUUCAACCGCUUCACCGAGUUGACGGGCGACGCCCCAGGGUCCGGGGUUUUUGUUACCCUGAAAGACAGCAAUUGGUUACUCAGCCUCAAGAUCCCAGAACAACCUAUGUUUCCUGGUCAGCCGUCGGACGUUCAAGUGUUCUGGGGCUAUGCAGCGUUCCCAGAACGCAAAGGAGACUUCGUCCAGAAACCCAUGCUCGAGUGUUCGGGUAGGGAAAUCAUGACUGAGAUUCUGUACAAUCUGCAAUUACCGCUGGAACCAAUCCUCGAUGAUUCGAUCACCAUCCCUUGUGUGGUGCCACGCAUGGCAGCACCUUUUUUGCCAAGAGAAUGUUCUGAUCGGCCACCGGUUAUUCCUGAAGGAAUGACCAAUAUGGCGCUAAUUGGGCAGUUUGUGGACAUCCCAGAUGAGAUUGUCGGUACCAUGGAUUAUUAUGUGAGAGGAGCGCAGAUAGCAGUGCGUCAGUUGAUGGGGCUGGAUCAAGACACGCUUCUCAGGGAUGAUUUCUGUAACUGA
Penicillium antarcticum is the source of this 1596-nucleotide messenger RNA. RefSeq names its product oleate hydratase. The transcript has 2 exons. Lineage: Eukaryota; Fungi; Ascomycota; Eurotiomycetes; Eurotiales; Aspergillaceae. Gene Ontology annotation, biological process: fatty acid metabolic process. Gene Ontology annotation, molecular function: FAD binding; oleate hydratase activity. The record is from RefSeq and is a predicted model, not a curated record. The coding region runs from base 1 to 1596 and encodes 531 amino acids.